Carcharodon carcharias (great white shark) is the source of this 2608-nucleotide messenger RNA. RefSeq names its product NME/NM23 family member 9 (gene nme9). Lineage: Eukaryota; Metazoa; Chordata; Chondrichthyes; Lamniformes; Lamnidae. The coding region runs from base 118 to 2256 and encodes 712 amino acids. The transcript has 20 exons. The record is from RefSeq and is a predicted model, not a curated record. Gene Ontology annotation, molecular function: nucleoside diphosphate kinase activity. Gene Ontology annotation, biological process: GTP biosynthetic process; CTP biosynthetic process; UTP biosynthetic process.
GGAGCUGGACUCGAACCCCGCGCCGCCACCGCCGCUGCUGCUGACACUGCGGCUCCCACCCACUGCUGGCAAAAACGGGGACAACCGCACCGCCACCCCAUUCAGGAGAAGGGCAACAUGGCUGGGAAGAAGAAGGAAAUAACACUACAGACUGCCAUUCUGAACCAGGAGCAAUGGGAUGUAAUGUUGGCAGUCACUGGACUGAAUGUGGUGGACGUGUACCAGGCCUGGUGUGGUCCCUGCAAGGCAGUCAUCAGCUUGCUUCGGAAGAUUAAGAACGAGCUGGGGGACGAUCGCUUGCAUUUUGCGGUGGCUGAAGCAGACCUGGUUGAAUCACUACAGAAAUACAGAGGGAGAUGUGAACCCACCUUCCUCUUCUACGGAGGGGGGCAACUGGUUGCUGUUGUGAGGGGAGCAAAUGCCCCACUGCUCCAGAAGAGCAUCCUUGAACAGUUGGGAGCUGAAAAGAGGGUCCUCGAGGAGGGAGCUGAGCGCAAAGUGGUCAAAGAUGAAGGCUUGGCAGAAGAGGUGGAAGAAGAGGAGGUGAUGGUGUUGGAAGACAAUGAAGAGGAGAUUGUGGUUACUGCCCACAAGUCUUACACAGUAGCAAUCAUCAAACCUGAUGCUGUAGCUCAUGGGAAAGCAGAUGAAAUAAUAAUGAAGAUUCAGGAAGCAGGCUUCGAAAUCUUAUCUCACGAGGAGCAGGCGUUAACAGAGGAAGAGGCUCGAGAUUUCUACCAACACAAAGUGGAAGAGCCUCAUUUUGAGGAGCUCAUUCACUUCAUGUCCAGUGGACCUUGCCAUGUUCUGAUUCUGUCCAGAUCUGAGGGAACGGAAGAUGUCAUCCCGCUGUGGAGAGAAUUUAUUGGUCCAACUGAUGUAGAAGUUGCAAAACAGGAGAAGCCUGAAAGUCUCCGGGCUCUGUAUGGGACUGAACAUGUAUUCAAUGCGGUUCAUGGCAGCGAUGACAAGGACCAGGCCAGCAGGGAGCUAGCCUUCUUCUUCCCCCACUUUGCAGCUUCUUCUGAGGCCCAGCGUCAGCUUCACCAAGAUGAGCGGGUGCAGAACACCCUGGCGCUAAUCAGGCCAGAUAUCUUAAAGGAGAAAAAAGAUGAUAUCCUGAAGAAAAUUGCAGAAGCUGGCUUUAUGAUUGCCCUGCAGAAGGAGGUUGUACUGACAGAGAAACAGGUUAAUAAGUUCUACAGUGAGCACACACAGGAAGAAUAUUUCCCAGCUCUCCUUCAGAACAUGACCAGUGGGCCUGUGCUGGCCUUGGCUCUUGCUAGCACCGAUGCUGUUGAACGCUGGAGGAAGUUGCUGGGACCAAAGGAUGUGAAUCAGGCAAAGGAGGAAUCCCCUGAAAGCCUGCGAGCACAGUUUGCAGUGGAAACUGUUCCAAUUAACCAGUUGCAUGGUAGUGGAACACCACAGGAAGCAGAAAAGGAGCUGAAAUUCUUCUUCUCGAUGGAGCAUACACUGGCUGCUGUCAAACCAGAUGUUCUAGAGGAACACCGAGCUGAGAUUAUAAAGAAGAUUGAAGAAGCAGGCUUCGUUAUAUCACAGAUGGAUGAGAAAACAUUAAGCAGGGAGAUGGCAGAAGAGUUCUACAAGGAACACAAGGGCAAGCCAUUCUUUGACCAGUUGGUUGACUAUAUGUCUGAAGGUCCCUCGUUAAUGAUGAUCCUGAGUAAGGAAAAUGCCGUGCAAGAAUGGAGAGAUUUAAUGGGCCCCACAGAUCCUGAGGAGGCCAAGCAAACAGCACCAGACUCUCUAAGGGCCAAAUUUGCAAAGAACAUCUUGCAGAACGCCUUGCAUGGUUCCUCUGACCAGAUCCAAGCUAUGGAAAAGAUCCAGUUUGUGUUUGGGGACAUAAACAUUGGAGCCGAUGGCAGUGUCCAAGGUAUUGAACCAGACCUGGAGAAAGUGGUGAGCCCAGAAUCCAGAGAUGAGUCUGAAGACCCAGAGCCAGAGGCUGGAAGUGUGGAGACAACAGGAAAGGCUGCAGUCAAUGCUGAGGCUCCUGUAGAUUCACUCACUGACAGUUCACAGAGCACUGUGAACGAGAGUUCGCAGAAGAGUCUAUCACAUGAAUCGACAGAGAUGGAGAAAGUGGACGAUGAUGCUCCUGUAGACUCACUCACUGGCAGUUCACAGAGCACUGUGAACGAGAGUUCGCAGAAGAGUCUAUCACAUGAAUCGACAGAGAAGGAGAAAGUGGACGGUGAUGGUAAUGGUUCCAGGAGAGAUUCUCUGUAGCGGGGAGAGAGAACUAUGACUGGCGCUGUGCCCACAGGUCCCAAUACAGAAAGAAAGUACAUCACUGUCUUCAAAUCGGUCUCAGAGACACUAAUGUUGACAGGCUCUGCCUAUGCAGGACUGAAUAAUAACAGAGUUCACUGGCUGGUGCACCUGCCAUCAUCUCGAAUCCUUUCAAUGCAUCUUUCCUUGUCUUUCCUCUUUCACUCUGACUCCCCGAUCUCAGAGGGUGAAGGAGGAGCAGCUAUUGACAUCCCUUCCUCCCAGUGACUGUUCAGUGUGACUGUGCGGCUGCACCUGGAGUUUCAUUCACUAAUGGAGAAAUGUCACAGACAAUACUACCCCCUCUUCA